AUGGGCCCCUGUACCGCCUCCUCAUGCUGCUGCCAGGCCCGUAAUCUGCCAUGGGCCCCCCUACCGACUCCUCAUGCUGCUGCCAGGCCCGUAAUCUGUCAUGGGCCCCUGUACCGCCUCCUCAUGCUGCUGCCAGGUCCAGAGUGUGUCAUGGGUCCCUGUACGGCCUCCCAUUGCUGCUGUCUCCAUCGCCACACUCUGCCAUGUGCCACUUUCAGGUCUCCUCACACUGCUGGUAGGUUCCAUUUUGUCAUAGGGUGCUGGCAGAUUACGGGCCUCCCAUUGCUGCUGCCAGGCCCGUAAUCUGCCAUGGGCCCCCGUACCGACUCCUCAUGCUGCUGCCAGGCCCGUAAUCUGUCAUGGGCCCCUGUACCGCCUCCUCAUGCUGCUGCCAG
Molecule: messenger RNA, 395 nt
Organism: Staurois parvus
Lineage: Eukaryota; Metazoa; Chordata; Amphibia; Anura; Ranidae
Source: the annotation of a GenBank genome assembly